CGCCUGCGCAAGCUAUUGGCGCCAAGAUGGCGAUGGAGAUGAGGCUUCCAGUAGCUCGGAAGCGGCUUAGCGAGAGUCUCGGGCGGGAGACUAAGAAACACCUAGUGGUGCCGGGGGACACGAUCACUACGGACACCGGCUUCAUGCGGGGCCAUGGAACAUAUAUGGGGGAAGAGAAACUCAUUGCAUCUGUGGCUGGCUCUGUGGAGAGAGUAAACAAGUUGAUCUGUGUGAAAGCUUUGAAAACAAGAUAUAAUGGUGAAGUGGGAGACAUUGUAGUGGGGAGAAUCACAGAGGUUCAACAAAAGAGGUGGAAGGUAGAGACCAACUCCAGGCUGGAUUCAGUGUUGCUGCUUUCGUCCAUGAACCUCCCUGGAGGAGAACUGAGGAGAAGAUCUGCAGAAGAUGAGCUUGCAAUGAGAGGCUUCUUACAGGAAGGGGACCUUAUCAGUGCUGAGGUCCAGGCAGUUUUCUCUGAUGGAGCCGUCUCUCUGCACACGAGGAGCCUGAAAUAUGGAAAACUAGGUCAGGGUGUUUUGGUCCAGGUUUCCCCCUCCCUGGUGAAACGGCAGAAGACCCACUUCCAUGACUUGCCAUGUGGUGCGUCAGUGAUUCUGGGUAACAAUGGCUUUAUAUGGAUCUACCCCACACCUGAACACAAAGAAGAGGAUGCAGGGGGCUUCAUUGCAAACCUGGAGCCUGUCGCCCUUGCUGAUCGAGAGGUGAUAUCCCGGCUUCGGAACUGCAUCAUCUCUCUGGUAACUCAGAGGAUGAUGCUGUAUGACACCAGUAUCCUGUAUUGCUAUGAAGCAUCCCUUCCACACCAGAUCAAAGACAUCCUAAAGCCAGAAAUAAUGGAAGAAAUUGUGAUGGAAACACGCCAGAGACUUUUAGAGCAGGAGGGAUAAGGAGAUACUCCUGGAUAGGACUGGGCAUACCUUACUGGGAUAAAGAAUCCAAUGUGUAGUACCCAUGUGUGCUCAGUGAAGGCCUGAGAUGUCAUCAGUUCAUCUCAUCAACAGCUGUGUGGCUGCUGCCAGGCCACAGACCUGCUUUCUCUUGUUCUAGAACAAAGCCCAUGUAGAUGGUGAAAGUGCCUACAGCUUGCCUGCUGAGCCCAGCACAAGGGGGGAGUUUUGGGUCUUUCACAGUGCACAGUGUUCCAGCCAAAUGGACUCCCAUCCUAGAAUAAUAGGGAGAUUCCUUUGUCUUCUACUCAUCAUUCACAAGGCAUAGUACCCUAUGAAAUUGCCCCAGUAGAAAAUAUGGCAUCCUUGACCUAUAAAUGGUCUGUUUUGGCCUCCAUUCCCACCUCAUUCUGAGCAUAAGUAUGACAAUGAAGAAUAUAGUUGGUAUAGUUAGCCCAGCAGUCACAUGGAAGGAUAAAGCUAACCAAACAGCCUUCUGCUUGGUUGGAGUCCAAUUUCUCAUUUCAUAUUCCAUUUAGCAACUGCUGUAUGUCUAUACCAGGUGGCCUUUGUCCUGCCUUGAAGGGUGACUUGUAAGAAGCUGAAUUAUCAAUAAUAGAAUGGAUGUUCUGGGUCCAUGUAAUUUUGGGUGCUCUGAUAAACAGAAGAAAACAGUGAAAAAAACGGAGAUGGGAAAAGCAAAGCUCUUUUCCUCCUAGAACUGAAAUGGUUAUGCAUUAGCUAUUGAAUAAUUCAUGAUUAAAAGAUAAAAAGGACACUGAAGCUCCCACUGAGGAAUUCCUGUGCAUUGCAUUGUCUACAAGUGGUGCAUUGAUUCAGGUUUUGGGAAACAUUCUUUUCUAAGGGCACUAUGUGUUAAGUGCCAUUUUAUUUCAUAUAUGCGGUGAACUAGUUUUUGUGCCCUCUU
This is a messenger RNA of Otolemur garnettii (small-eared galago), 1836 nucleotides long. It is a transcript of the gene EXOSC2, whose product is annotated as exosome component 2. The record is from RefSeq and is a predicted model, not a curated record. Bases 27 to 908 code for a protein of 293 amino acids. Gene Ontology annotation, molecular function: RNA binding. The transcript has 9 exons. Gene Ontology annotation, cellular component: nuclear exosome (RNase complex); cytoplasmic exosome (RNase complex). Gene Ontology annotation, biological process: U4 snRNA 3'-end processing; CUT catabolic process; exonucleolytic trimming to generate mature 3'-end of 5.8S rRNA from tricistronic rRNA transcript (SSU-rRNA, 5.8S rRNA, LSU-rRNA). NCBI's taxonomy places the organism in Eukaryota, Metazoa, Chordata, Mammalia, Primates, Galagidae.